CUCACUGUGGAUUUAGGGGAGAUAUUAUGAGGCUGUUGUCAUUAGGGCGAUUGCUGUUGAAUCACUGAAUCCUGACUCGGCGGCGGCGCGGGGCCGGGUGUGUGUGAGUGCGUGUGUGUGUGUGCGUGCGUGUGUGUGUGCGUGUGCGUGUGUGUGCCCCUGCGUGUGUGUGUGCCCCCGUGCCUCUAUGUGGCUGUGUGUGCGUGUGCGGGUGUGGAUGCGUGCGCGGUGCGUGUGCCCUUUCCUCCCUUCUUCCUCCCUUUCUUUCUUUUCUCCUUGAUUUAUCUCCCCCUCUCCCCGGUCAUCCCAUGGUGUUCAGGUCCCCGCUAGAGCUUUAUCCCACCCAUUUCUUCUUGCCAAACUUCGCCGCCGACCCGCACCACCGCUCCCUCCUUCUCGCCAGCGGCGGCGGCGGCGGCAGCGGCAGCGGCUCGGGCUGCAGCCCCGGGGCCGGCGGCGGCGGAGGCGGCAGCUCUCGGGCACCCCACGAAGAGUUGUCAAUGUUUCAGCUGCCCACCCUCAACUUCUCCCCGGAGCAAGUGGCCAGCGUCUGCGAGACGCUGGAGGAGACCGGAGACAUAGAGAGGCUGGGGAGGUUCCUCUGGUCGCUGCCGGUGGCGCCGGGGGCAUGCGAGGCCAUCAACAAGCACGAGUCCAUCCUCCGUGCCCGGGCGGUGGUGGCCUUCCACACGGGCAACUUCCGCGACCUCUACCACAUCCUGGAGAACCACAAAUUCACCAAGGAGUCCCACGGCAAGUUGCAGGCCAUGUGGCUCGAAGCGCACUACCAGGAGGCCGAGAAGCUAAGGGGUCGCCCGCUGGGUCCGGUUGAUAAAUACAGGGUGAGGAAGAAGUUUCCGCUGCCCAGGACCAUUUGGGAUGGCGAGCAGAAGACGCACUGCUUCAAGGAGAGGACUCGCAGCCUCCUGAGGGAGUGGUACCUGCAGGACCCUUACCCCAACCCCAGCAAGAAAAGGGAACUGGCUCAGGCCACGGGGCUCACCCCCACGCAAGUAGGCAACUGGUUCAAAAACCGAAGGCAAAGAGACAGAGCUGCGGCAGCUAAAAACAGGCUCCAGCACCAGGCGAUAGGACAGAGCGGCAUGCGGUCGCUGGCAGAGCCCGGCUGCCCGACACACAGCUCGGCCGAGUCUCCGUCCACGGCGGCCAGCCCGACCACCAGCGUCUCCAGUUUGACAGAAAGAGCCGAGACGGGCACCUCCAUCCUCUCGGUAACCUCCAGCGACUCGGAAUGUGAUGUAUGAUAUCGGAAAACAAACAAACACAUCAGAAAAAAAAAAAAUCCAAAUCCAAACAACCAAGCACCCUCUCCCCGACCCGAGCAAAACAAAACGAGGCAACCUAGAAUCAGGACACACACGCAUGCACGCACACACACAACGAGGAGGGAAGAAAAGGCCAAACCCGACCCAAACAUAAUAGCAAACAAACAGACAGGGAUCAGAGAAUCCACCACCACCACCGUCAGCCAACACCACCACCAAGAGAUGGAGCUAAAACUUCAACAGUCACAAACGCUGGUGCUGCAGCAGGGGGGUGGGGGGGCGGCGGGAAAUGAUAAUUAUUAUAUAUAUAAAAAGAAAAAAAAAGGAAAAAAAAAAAAACAAAGCAAAAGUGACAAUUGUAUUCUUUUUAGGACAAGCACGAUUUCUCCUUUGCGCUUUUCCAUGGACGCAUUUCACCCACUUGCAUGAUGAUGAUGAUUAAAUUUGUAUCUGGGAAAAAAUAUUCUCUAUAGUAAAGGAAAACAAACAGAAAACAGACAAACAAAUGCAAACUCCGAUCGAAUUUGUACAAAAAGCAAAAAUUAAAAAAAAUUAAAAAGGAACUCCUUGAAGAGGGAAAUAACUAAUGUUUAUCGCCUUUUUGUUGGUCCUCUUUCUCUUUCUCUCUCCCUCUCCCUUUCUCUCUGUUUUUUUUGGUUUUGUUUGUUUGUUUUGGUUUUUUAAGUCCAAGUGAUGGUCCAGCCAAGAUGCAAUUUUCUGUUUUUUUGUUCAGCAGACAAUCAUUUUAUUCGUAAGCACCUUUUUUUCUACACUUCUGUCACUGCCUGUGUGGGUACUGGUUAUAAAUGUGGAAAAAGAAUAGUUAUGACUGUAACAGAUUUUUAUUUUUAUUUCAAAAUUUUAUAUGAAUUAUGUAUAUCUUAAUGAUGCGGUCAUUUUCCCAGUUUGUAAUAUAUGUGUAGAAAUGCUUGUAUAUGAUAUUUGCUCUACACUUUCUUUCUCCCCUCUCUCUCUGUCUAUCUCCCUCCCACCCUUUCUCUCUCUCUCCUUUUUAUUUUCCUUGACUCGGUGUUCCUUGCACAAACUUAGCUGUCAAGAUCUGACGUGCUAGGUUUUCAAAAGGAACCUCAGCGAUAGAAAAAAAAAAAAAAGAAAAAAAAAAGCUUAGGGUGCAACAGUAGUUAUCUUAUGCAAAAGCUAUUUUGAGUAUUUCAUA
Molecule: messenger RNA, 2463 nt
Organism: Cygnus olor (mute swan)
Lineage: Eukaryota; Metazoa; Chordata; Aves; Anseriformes; Anatidae
Gene: SIX3
Product: SIX homeobox 3
Exons: 2
Coding region: 309-1265 (318 amino acids)
Biological process (GO): regulation of transcription by RNA polymerase II; eye development; brain development
Cellular component (GO): nucleus; transcription regulator complex
Molecular function (GO): RNA polymerase II cis-regulatory region sequence-specific DNA binding; DNA-binding transcription factor activity, RNA polymerase II-specific
Source: RefSeq, a predicted model, not a curated record